AUCCCAUGGUCCCGAUGCCAAGAUCCUGGAGCAGGGCCAGGGCCAGGGCGAGCCCCGCGGGCAGCUGACGCUCAGCCACAUGCUGCAGAUCGCCACGCAGAUCGCCUCUGGCAUGGUCUACCUCGCCUCCCUCCACUUUGUCCACCGUGACUUGGCCACACGCAACUGCCUGGUGGGACAGGACCUGGUGGUGAAGAUUGGGGAUUUCGGGAUGUCCCGGGAUAUCUACAGCACCGACUAUUACCGGGUGGGGGGCAGGACCAUGCUGCCCAUCCGUUGGAUGCCCCCUGAGAGCAUCCUCUAUCGGAAAUUCACCACCGAGAGCGAUAUCUGGAGCUUCGGCGUGGUGCUCUGGGAGAUCUUCACCUACGGAAAGCAACCCUGGUACCAGCUCUCCAACACCGAGGCCAUCGAGUGCAUCACGCAGGGACGGGAGCUGGAACGUCCCCGCACGUGUCCCUCCGAGGUGUACGCCAUCAUGCAGAGCUGCUGGCAACGGGAACCCCAACAGUUUGUGGCCAUGUCCUCAUGGAUUGUGACCCUCUCCCCCAGGGUUGUGACCAUGAUACCCAGGGUUGUGGCCGUGUCCCCCACAGCUCCAGUGUACCAGGAUGGCAUGGAGAUGCUCAACCGACAUGGGUUGGCUCCAGGGG
Molecule: messenger RNA, 653 nt
Organism: Antrostomus carolinensis (chuck-will's-widow)
Lineage: Eukaryota; Metazoa; Chordata; Aves; Caprimulgiformes; Caprimulgidae
Product: high affinity nerve growth factor receptor-like
Exons: 4
Biological process (GO): multicellular organism development; positive regulation of phosphatidylinositol 3-kinase/protein kinase B signal transduction; nerve growth factor signaling pathway
Cellular component (GO): signaling receptor complex; axon; plasma membrane
Molecular function (GO): neurotrophin binding; neurotrophin receptor activity; ATP binding
Source: RefSeq, a predicted model, not a curated record